This is a messenger RNA of Guyanagaster necrorhizus, 264 nucleotides long. RefSeq lists its product as uncharacterized. The coding region runs from base 17 to 184 and encodes 55 amino acids. Lineage: Eukaryota; Fungi; Basidiomycota; Agaricomycetes; Agaricales; Physalacriaceae. The record is from RefSeq and is a predicted model, not a curated record. The transcript has a single exon.
UGGCACAAGCCCUUUCAUGUACCUGGGUUUGUGGGCCGUGGAGAUCCUUCAUAGCACGGCGACCUUGUCCCCAGAGGGUGUCUGCGGCUUGUAUAGGCUCAGGCUUAUGCACCGUCUAAAUAUUUUCCUGUCCCACUUUGGCCACUCUGGCUGGGUGGGCCUCCUUUUUCUUUGCUGUGAAUGAACAAGGACUUUCAUUUGGUGGUCUUUGUGUUGCAGCAAACUAAGUGGAUGGUAAUAUUCUGUAGUUUAAAGUGAUUAUAU